AUGUUUAUUGGCAGACAACGGAUUCGUAUCACUAAAGCAACGCGUGACUCUUUAUACCCCCUUGUUUGUCAUGGUACAAUUUUACCAGAAGCAUCUUUUGAUCGUGAAAUGGCCAGUCACCCUUUGGGUUGGGGAUUGAUUCCUCGAUCAUGGGCUCGUUUCGGUCGCGACCCACUACCAGCACGUCCAAGUACUCAGAAUUCCAACUCAUUAAACCAAGUUUCAGCCAGUGCAGUGUCUACAAAGUAUUCAAACACUCGUCCCUCUCACAAUAGUCUACCCAGUUCUCCCCCAUCACAUUCUCUCACAGUAAACUUUUGUGUCCCACCAGCAGGUAAUGCCUUUUCUAUUUUCGAUUCCCGGUUGAGUACCUGGAGAACUGCAGGACCCAUCAGCUCUGGAAAUAUAUAUCCGUCGUGUAGCUCCGCAGGAGCUCGACUUGAUCAUUUUGUUGACGAUGGUUCAGACCAGGAAGACAACUCAAAAAAAUCGAAAUGUGAUCCUGAUAAGUUUGACAAUGAAGGCGAUACGGAGGUAAAUUGUGCAUCAUCCAGUUAUAACAAAAAGCAGGGUGUAAAAUCAGGAAAUAAACUAGCUAGAUCUUCCUCACUUUCAGAAGACGUUGAAUUAAUUGUGGAUCGUGCUGUUGAUCGAGUUGGCAGACCCUUCCAUUAUCGUAUCAAACAGCUUUGUGAUCCUCGUCUCUUGGCUCGUCGUGAUGUUUUAGCCGCAGUUGCACAAGCUUACGCUUCUCUACCGUAUUGGGUUUAUCGACAGUAUGAUUUGAAUUAUUUAGUUGCAGCCAUUCAAGCGGAACUUUAUAAUUGGAAUGAUACUUGGCAAGUUGAUAAAUGGAAUCCUGAAUUAGCCGUCCCUUUUUCUUACUGGCUAAUACAAAAUCUUCCGAUGUCUGGUUCGUUGAAAUCUCAUAUAUUGGGUAUCGAUCAUGUUGUACAACGUUUACGAGCUUUGCUAGAAGUUAUACGCCGUUCGACAGCCUGUGUUUGUUCAUCAUGUGAUGCAAAUAUCACUUCAAACCAAUAUAUUAUAUGCCUUGCUCAAGAAGGAAGUUCACAGACGUAUAUUAAUCCAUCUGGCAUUUUACACGAUAUUGUAACUGUGAGUCAAGUCACACCAAAUUCUGUUAAUCUUAUCGGUGAGGCCUCAGCUGAAUAUUCCUGGUUCCCUGGUUAUUCUUGGACAAUAGCCAAUUGUAAUAGUUGUUACCAGCAUAUGGGUUGGUUAUUCAAAGCGUUAAAUGAUCAGUUACGUCCACGAAAAUUUUGGGGUAUCCGACGUCAGACAGUUGUACCCGGUUUAAUAAGUGCAUCAGAUUGGCGUCCUUGUAUUUAAUUUGUUAAGGAAAAGUAUCUUGAUUUUUAUCUUUCUUUAACAAAAUUGUUAUCAACAGAUAUUGUCUUGUUCAUUUCCUUUGUCAUUAAAGUUUUAUAUGUGAAAUUUGAGUCAUAUAUAUCGACAACACAUUCUAACUGUUGCGAGUUGUUUAUACGCAUAAGUUCAUAAUUUGUCAUUAUUUUCCUCUAAG
Molecule: messenger RNA, 1546 nt
Organism: Schistosoma mattheei
Lineage: Eukaryota; Metazoa; Platyhelminthes; Trematoda; Strigeidida; Schistosomatidae
Source: the annotation of a GenBank genome assembly